Polistes dominula (European paper wasp) is the source of this 1381-nucleotide messenger RNA. RefSeq names its product Secretogranin_V domain-containing protein 7B2 (gene 7B2). The record is from RefSeq and is a predicted model, not a curated record. Gene Ontology annotation, molecular function: enzyme regulator activity. Gene Ontology annotation, biological process: regulation of hormone secretion; neuropeptide signaling pathway. NCBI's taxonomy places the organism in Eukaryota, Metazoa, Arthropoda, Insecta, Hymenoptera, Vespidae. Gene Ontology annotation, cellular component: secretory granule.
GCGCUCUAUUCUCGAGAAUGUCGUGAGUGUGGUUGACGUGAAAACUGGCAGCCAUCAGGGAAAAUAUCUAUCUCGUCAAGGACCUCUUCGUUCGCUCUCUUUAUCUACUUGGACCAACCACCGAUCGCAUCCUGCUUCAUUUGUUACAACUAUAUUAGAGUAUAAUUCCCUCUUCUCUCCCUUUCUUCUCUCUCUCUCUCUCUUCUCUCUCUGACUCUUUCGCUAUGCCGCACUGUUUUCUACUUCUCUCGAUAGCGGUUGCUACCCAGGCGGCGCAAUAUUUAUCACCUACAAUUCAGGACGACCGUCUCUGGGAUACGAGUCUCCAAGUUGUCUUAGACAGUUUAAACAAAUUGAAUGACGUGGUUGAUUCCUACGUUGAUUACGUAGAUAAUUUUCGAUUACCUGAUGAUUUUGAUAAGGCCAAAGAGAUACCAAUAGAUCUACCGGCUGAUUACGAAGCUGAUACAUUUAAUCCUAAUCCAAGUAUUCGCGAUCAAGAAUACCUGCAACAUAGUACUCUUUGGAGUCAUCAGCACGCCAAUGAUUAUUACAGAGGUAACGAUAGACACAGGAUACAGGCUGCUGGUAUAAAAGGUGGAAAAGAUGAAAAAACUGAAAAUGCAUUACCUGCAUAUUGCACACCACCGAAUCCUUGCCCAAUAGGAUACACUAGUGAGAACAACUGUCUUACCGAGUUUGAGAAUACGGCGACGUUUAGUCGUCAUUAUCAAAGCUUACAAGAUUGCAUGUGCGAUACCGAACACAUGGCAGAUUGUCCAUCUAAUUCUAAUGGGCUUCCUGGUAUGCGUAUUUCCAAUUCCGAUUUUGCUCAAAUCGUCGAAGAAUUUCGGGAAGAGAAUCCUUUCUUCCAAGGAGAAAAAUUACCAAUAGCUGCCAAGAAAGGUAUAAAUGUGGUUUACUAAAAACCCAAUAAAAUAUAUGAAAAUAUUAUUUAUCGAGUAUCUACAUUCAAAUUGAAUAACUCUAUGUACUACGCUCGAUGGAAAAAUAUUAUAUAUACGUAUUAAAUUAAAAAAACUAUAAUAUAUACUUAUGUCGAAAAGAGAGAAAUGGGGGAGAGAGAGAGAGAGAGAGAGAGAGAGAAAGUUAUGCGAUUAAGUUAUUGAUUUGAUCUGCAUAGAUUAUUACAAUUUUGUUUUAAAUAUAUGUGUGCAUUAAAACGACCACAUGAAAAAAUACUAUUAUCAAAUCGAACAAUUUAUCGAUGUACAAAAUGUGUAAAGUAUAUAUAUAUAUUGAUAUAUGUAUGUAUGCAUAAAUAGGGUGUUGUAUUGGGUCGAAGGGUUUUACAUGUAAAAAAAAAAAGAAACAUUUUUUCGUUUCAGACGAUUCGUUCUAUAAAUUUUAUUAUCACAUU